Molecule: messenger RNA, 519 nt
Organism: Knipowitschia caucasica
Lineage: Eukaryota; Metazoa; Chordata; Actinopteri; Gobiiformes; Gobiidae
Source: the annotation of a GenBank genome assembly
AUGGCACCAACAUUGUUUGAUGAAAAGGUAAACCCUGGAGACCUAAUAGAAAUCUUUCGUGGCUCCUAUCAACACUGGGCCAUCUACAUCGGUGAUGGCCUUGUGGUUCAUCUGGCUCCCCCCUCCGAGAUUGCAGGUGCAGGUGUCGACAGUAUGAUGUCUGUCUUGGCGGAGAAAGCCAUUGUAAAGGAGGAGGAGCUGUGGGAUGUUGUUGGAACAAACAAGUGGGUUAUCAACAACAGCCUGGAUGAAAAAUACAGCCCUCGCUCAGCUGAAGUCAUUGUCCGGGAGGCACGCAGAUAUGUGGGGAAAGAAAUCUCUUACUCUGUCUUCAGCGGCAACUGCGAGCACUUUGUCACUGAACUGCGCUAUGGCCAGCCUGAGUCCAGACAGGUUCGCAAAGCUGGUGAAACGAUGCUGUGGAUGGGCGUGGUCGGUGCUUUAGUGGGUUUGGCGGGGGCGUUCCUCGUUGGAAAUAAAAAUCAAAAGGAAAAGGAAAAGGAAAAGAACAUGCAAUAA